Molecule: messenger RNA, 291 nt
Organism: Haemonchus placei
Lineage: Eukaryota; Metazoa; Nematoda; Chromadorea; Rhabditida; Trichostrongylidae
Source: the annotation of a GenBank genome assembly
AUGAGCAUGCUGCCAGCAUUACUCAACGCGCUUUGGAAAGGACGAUGCUCGGAAUUUCCCUAUACACGCAAGUGCAGAAGGGAAUCCGGAGUUCCGAGCUUCGUCACCGAACGAAGAUCAGGGAUGCCGUUGAUUACGCCAAGAAAUCGAAGAUCAGGUGGGCCGGACACGUUAUGCGAUAUAGUGAUGACCGUUGGACCAGGGCGGAUACUGACUGGAUCGCUCGGGACAUCGAACGAACUCCAGGAUGGCCGCCAACGAGAUGGUCAGGCUUCUUCACGAAAGAUCUGA